Cygnus olor (mute swan) is the source of this 4524-nucleotide messenger RNA. It is a transcript of the gene HJURP, whose product is annotated as Holliday junction recognition protein. Lineage: Eukaryota; Metazoa; Chordata; Aves; Anseriformes; Anatidae. The transcript is spliced from 13 exons. Gene Ontology annotation, biological process: CENP-A containing chromatin assembly. The coding region runs from base 1440 to 3806 and encodes 788 amino acids. Gene Ontology annotation, molecular function: histone binding. The record is from RefSeq and is a predicted model, not a curated record. Gene Ontology annotation, cellular component: chromosome, centromeric region.
AUGGCUUCUUGAAGAAUACUGGAGAGGAAUGGCAUAGUAUCUGAAAACUCUGUGCUGGUGGACAGGUGACACUUUCAGUGGUGCCAGUGACAGCCCCCUCCUCUGUGACCCCGGUACCACAACCCUGUGGGCUAGCUGGAGAAUGACUAGAAAGGGCAGGAACUUUGGUGGCCAUUUCACAUUCAGUUCUCCAGUCAUCAAUUCUCUGUCUGUUUCUGAUGAAUCCAGCAGAAAUGUCCAUAUUCUGCAUGGUUUUGCCUACAGGCUGCUUCCUGAGUGUGUGUGUUAGGGCAGGGCCUCACAACCAGGCCCUGCCACCCUGGGGAGCCCUGACAAAACCUGGCUGAAGAAGAAAGGCUUCUCCUGUACAAGAAAUAGCACUUAAUGUGUUUAAAUAUUGGCCUUUUACCACAUCACACCAACGGUUUUGGUGAACUGAAAAUGCGGCCUAGCUCAGAAGCUGCCUCUGCACUUCACAUUUUGCCUGUCACGCUCCCUAGCACAAGCAAGGGUGCUGAAAGGGACAUACAAGCUUGGAAUAUCAACAUGCUUGAUAUAUCAAGAAUACAGCUGCAGUGGCUAGGUGUCCAAGCUUUAGCUACAGACACAAGUAGAUGGGAGGGUUCAAUUUCUGAACGAACAAGUGGUGCAGUAAGUGCUACGCCGAUGUGGAAGCAGCACAUCCCCAGAGGAGUCACACUCAGAAGGAAGCCAGGAGGACUUCUCCAGCGCUCUGCAGGGAGGGGAGCUUUUAUGCUUUAAGCUUUCCUUUGGCAAGACACAGCUAAGGGUAAACACGUUUUGCCUGUUGUGUAUAGCAGCUGUGGUUUGCCAUUUCAGCAGGCCCACGGUGAAGAUGGCAGCUGGCUUUUCCACUGAGGGGCAGGCAGAGUGCCCUGUUGGGGGUUGUUACAGUGUAAGGGUCCGGGCGAGGAGGCUGGGGGAGCAUGAAAGUGCUCUGUAAUACUUAAACGGCAAAAAACAGCGGGCAAGAAAGUGCUGGACACGGGGCCCCAAUCCGCCCGAGGCACUGCGAGGCCCGGUGAAGGGAAGGGCUGGGCAGUGCCCCGAGUGUCCAGGCGCUGCCUCUUGCCGGAGGGCGGGCGGGUGGCGCAACCCGCAACUGACGCCGCAGCCAAUGGCAGCUGCCGGUGGGUCACUGUUGCUAGGUGGAACUGCGACUUUUGGCCGCCGUCAGCCGUGAGCGCAGUGCCCAAUGGUAGGAUUUUGAGCCGCACGUUGACUGCGACGCGACAGCGAGUGGGCGCUCGGCAUCCUUACCACCCAAUCAGAGCCAGGAGGGCAGAGCGCUGCGCGCUUCGAUAGGCUGCCGCAGCGGGACUGACGCGAUCGAGACCCAAUGGAAAGCGAGAAGCCUUGCGGGCGGCGCGCAGUUUGAAUCGGCGCGGGGCGGGGCGGGGGUCUCCUGGCCCCGCGCUAUGGCUGUCGAGCUGGGCGAGUGGCUGCAGCGGAGCAACUCCCGCUUCGUCGCCUCCAUCAACCGCAUCCUGGAGUGGUAUAAUCGUCCUUUUGAAGAUGAUUUUCUUAUUUCCAUGGAAACCCUCACUUUUGAUACCCCUGAUGGACCAAAACAAUGGGGGGAAGUAUCAGACAAGAGUCUUAAAAAAUGGAGGAAGAAACUACUUAAGCAUCAUACAAAAAGUCAAAGGAAUACAGAAAUGUCAAAGCAACAUGCCGGUGAUUUUGAAGAUGGACAUUCGACAGUACAUCAGGAUUUUCCUGAGAAUUCUUCUGUGGAUGUAUCUGACGCAGAUGUAGAAAGUGAUGCUGAUAUAGUUUCAGUAAGAAAAAGAUUUGAAGACACCCACUUCCAGAAUCUGGAUGUAGAUAAUGUGAAAACAUCAGAAGUAGUAAAAGUUCAAGUGGAUGUGAUAGUACAAGAUGAUGCAAGAGGAAUUCCCAAGUGGAUUAUGGCAGCACCUCAAGGAUUGUCAGAAGAUCUUCACUUAGUUUCACCAGUGCAAGAAAUGAUAGGCAACCACACCAGUGUUUUCAGAAAGAAAGUAGAGCUGACAAAUGCAUGUUCUUCAUCCAGGCCUCACCAGUUCCAAUUUUCUGGUGUCCCCAUUUCACCAAAUAUAAUAACUGUACCCAGACUUCAACCUUUUCGAGAAAUUAAUAAAAUUUGCUAUGACAGUGUCUUGGAAGAAUACCAGUCUGCAGAUGAGGAAUGUUCCUGGAGCAAUGUAACUCUUGCAGACUUGUAUCCUGCAAUGGUAGAGACGCUGAUAAAGCUCAUGACAAAGCAGAUUCGGAGAAAAGCAUUUAAAUACAUGUUUGGACACUGUAGGCACAAAAGAUGGUGUCCUAGAAGACCAAAGCUCAAUGUCACUGUAGACAAAAUAAGGAGGUUCAGACCACUUAAAUUGAAGAAAGCACUAGCCAGCAUAAGCAGUGGUAGUAAAGACAUCCAGAAUCAGACUUCAGGAAAUAAUGUAAAUGAGAAUAGUGGACCUUGUGAUGAUCAGUGUUCUAUUAAUAAUUUAUCUGGUCUGGUACCAUAUUCUUACCUAGAUACAAGUGAAAUGGAAAUGGACUGCUCUAGUUCAAGUGUAGAUCAUCAUUUGUUAUUUGGAAAGGGACAAAAAGUUCCUGAACAGACUGUUUUUCCUAAUGUUUUGGCUAGAAUGGGAGAGACGUUUGUAGUGGAAGAUCCAUUACCGACUACUGUCUCACUGAAUAAUUUGAAAUGCAACCAAAGUGGUAACUUGGCUUACAAAUUUUCUUUGGAAUACCCUUUUUUAACAUCUACCGCCAGUUCAGACUCAACAGUGCUUGAUCUGGUAAAAGAGAGUAAAGCUCAAAAAAUUGAUUGUCCUUCUGAUGAUACUUCGGGAUUUUGUUCAUCUACUUGCUAUUUCAAUGACAAUAGUAGCGCUUUUGUACCUGUCACAAAUCAUUCUCUUGCAAGAGCAUCAAAUACAUUUGUCAUAAAUCCUCAGACAAAAAUUUCUGAAAGAGAGAUUUCUUUCCAGCGCAGACACUCAUUUUCCUCGUUGUCUAUGAAGCACAGUCCUUCAAAGAUGCCCCAGAAAUAUGAAGAUGCAUUUGAAAAACUCUACUAUAAAAUAUGUUCUAAAGAAUUCCAAAAGCCUUUCACAUUGACAAAAGCGCUUUCAAACUCACAGAAGCCUGAAGAGAGAGGACGAUUAAUGAAGUAUAACUUCAGUGGGUCUGUGAGGUCCAAUAUACAGUAUGACAGAGCAUUUGAGAAGAUUUAUGAGCAAUUGUCUAGUGAGGCAGUUUCAAAACUUCCUGGUUUUCAGGGAGCUUCAAAUUUAAGGAAAUAUGAAGGAAUACAGAUAUCUGAAACUGUAAAUGCUCUUGUUAACUCACCUGUUCGAUCUUUACCUGCAAUUCCCAGAGUUAAGAGACUAGGAAAUUUUCAAAAUGAUCUUUGUUCACCAGUAAAGAAACUGAAAAAUAUACCUGAACGUUAUUUUUUUCCAACAAAAUAUCAGCAAAUAUCUCACAGGAAAAAUGUAAAUCUUCAGACAGUUGAUGUGGAUUUUUUGAGCCCAUACAAUGGCAGUAACACCAGCUUUUUUGACAGUCGCAACUGUCAGAAUCAGGACUCUGGUUUUCACGCUUCUUCAGAUAGAACUUUUCUUGUUAGUCCUGUUACUUCCCUGAAAGAAUCUGGGAUUGCAGAUGCCUGCUCUAGCUGGCAUAGGACAACACAGAAUUACAGCUGUCCUGGAGGUGCACAGAAACAUCAUCAAAAGGUAUCAAGAAAACUAAGUUACACCAAUGGAAAAGACCGAAAUCCUAGUAAUCCCUUCUAGUAAUCCCUUGGAUGAUGUCCUGGUCAAAAGUCACCAAGGAACCUUCAUGGACUGUUACAGAGAAAACAUGUUUUGUAAUCUUUGAUUUGUGUUCAUUAUUUUUUUCCAAGAAUCACAGAUCUAUUAAUAAUUUAAUAUUUAAGCAAAAGAUCCAUAGUAUGGAAGAACAUUGUUGUAAUACAUAAUUAGUCGCGAUUUAUACUUCCCUGUAAUAUAAAUUGUCAGGAGCUGGUUCCUCCCUUCUGACAGUGUACUCCUUAUUCCUUGGGCUUCAUCAGGUAUUGCAAGGAAUCAACAUUCCUUUCUAUGUCUCAGUUUAUUUAAAUUUUGUAUAUGGUAUUGUUUUUAAUAGUAGAACAUGGUUUGUAUUAUCUUUUCAUCUGCUGAGGAACUUUGCUUUUUAAUCUAUUAAUGCUACAGUUUUAAGUUCUGUGUCCGCUUAAUUCCCACCCACCCCCUUCCUGCUUUAUAGAUAUGUCAGUACUAAAUGUAUGAAAGAAAUCUAAACCGGACUGGAUGGUCCAAAUGCAGUAUCAUACACCCUAACUUUUAAUAACUUUUAAUAUGCCUGCUAUGCAAUUUUAGUGUGUAAUCUUCUAAGUAGCUCACCAGAUUUGAUUGUACAAUAAAAUUUUAUACAAUAAUAGAUUUGAUCUCUAUGUUCUCACCAAGUUCUAACUGACAUACUAUAUAUUCUAAAUAAAUACAUGCUCUGAAC